This is a messenger RNA of Syzygium oleosum, 1692 nucleotides long. RefSeq lists its product as uncharacterized. The record is from RefSeq and is a predicted model, not a curated record. Gene Ontology annotation, molecular function: transcription coregulator activity; protein binding. Lineage: Eukaryota; Viridiplantae; Streptophyta; Magnoliopsida; Myrtales; Myrtaceae. Bases 734 to 1441 code for a protein of 235 amino acids. The transcript is spliced from 6 exons. Gene Ontology annotation, cellular component: histone deacetylase complex. Gene Ontology annotation, biological process: regulation of DNA-templated transcription.
GCUUAGCGUAAAUUUAGCAGAGUGCUCACCUUUUUCUUUAAUCUCUUUCUUUUGAAAACCAUGGAAAGUGUACGUGUACCCAAUGUACUGUAAAUUGAUGUCAUUCUGACUUGAAAGCAGAGCGAAAAUGGCUGAAUCACCAAUAAAUCCAUUCACGCAUUCAUUGUGACCCCAAUUUUGCAUAUUUGGAAUCGUCCUUUAUUCAGACACGUACUCGGAAAAUUUCGUGCCAGACUCAUUUGUCUCCAUUUACUGCCAGCUCUCAGCCUCUCUCUCUCUGGGGUCUCUCCAUAUCUAAUGCCAUGAAAUUGAAGAAGCUCACAAACUCUGUGUUGUCUCCCUGCAUUCUUUAAUGACACAUUCUGAUCUUUCUCCUUCUUCUUCUUCAGGAAGUCCAGCCGAGGCAAAGGAACUUUCUUGGGGCAGGAUGUUAGCCUGUAGUUUCAUUAACUGCAGCUCUGUCGUUGAGCUUUGCUAUUUCGCAUUUCAAAUUGCAAAAUUCCAACUUUAAGGAGACCCAAGAUUGCGAAUUUUUGAGGAAGAUCUCUUGAGACGAAUCAUUACUCUCGCUGCAAAUUGAUGGGUUUUUUAGUUGGCAAGAAAAUGCAUUUUCCUUUUCCAUAAAUGAGGUUCUGGGUAUAACUCCGAGAGGUGGGAUUUUGGACUAUCAAACUUGGUUCAGUUGGGUUCCUUGUGAAUUAAGCACUUUGUUUUGCCCCCAUAUUUGAGAGAAAUGUUAGAGGGGCCUCAGUUUUGUUCUUCUCGGGUUUUGUCGCCGUUUCGCGAAGAAAGCGGCGACGAGGAGCUCUCCGUCCUACCGAGGCACACCAAAGUCAUUGUGACUGGAAAUAACAGGACCAAGUCUGUACUAGUGGGGCUUCAAGGCGUUGUCAAGAAGGCGGUCGGCCUCGGUGGCUGGCAUUGGCUGGUUCUGAAAAACGGGGUUGAAGUUAAGCUACAAAGGAACGCGUUAAGUGUGCUUGAACAUCCAACGGGCAAUGAAGAGGACGAUGAUCAUGAUUUUGACUCUAGUAGCGGCUCUGAAACUGUUGAAAAGGAUCGUGAUUUCUGUAAUGUUUUCGUCCGAACAGCCAGUUGCUUUGACUUCCACAAAUUUGGCAAGCCAAGAGGUAGGCAUACGAGGCCAUGGAUCACAUCUGCACCAGCAAAAUCAGUGAACCGAGGAUGCUAUAGAGAUGUGCAGUCCAUUAUUCAGACUCCUCAGCUGAGGGUAAACCUGUCGAAACUUGGGACGAAUUCGCUGUGGAGAUAUUGCAAACAUUACAAACUCGUGAACACCGGUUCCAAUCCUGGAAGGGAACAAAUGCUUAAAGCCGUGGGUCGGCAUUUCUCAUCACAGCAAGUGAACGAGACAGAAGUGAUCAUGGACUUCAUCCGUCUGGCCAAGAGACAGAAAGCGGGCGACGCCCGCGAUUACUGAGAACUCCUGGAAUGUCGGGAUGCUUGUGAUUAGACUGUACACUCCUCAAACCCUAACACCUUUAGAUGACUGAUAGAAUGAUGUGUGGAAACGGUUGAUAUGUGCAGCCAUGUUCAUUAUCUCUCACAGAUCCUAACCCCAUUUAGUCGUGACUGAAGAAGACUCGUGCACCAUGACGCUUUUUAGCUGUCAAUGCCAACUUAGUCGUCUCCAUCCCUUCUCUAAUCAAUCGAAUGGUCUUUUUAUCCUUA